This is a messenger RNA of Epithele typhae, 609 nucleotides long. RefSeq lists its product as uncharacterized. The transcript is spliced from 4 exons. The record is from RefSeq and is a predicted model, not a curated record. NCBI's taxonomy places the organism in Eukaryota, Fungi, Basidiomycota, Agaricomycetes, Polyporales, Epitheliaceae. Bases 1 to 609 code for a protein of 202 amino acids.
AUGAACCCCUUCGCUCAUGGCAACUGGAAUGGACAAUCAACUUCGGUGUACGGAGCACUCCCAUCUCUCGCCGCACCAGCGACGCAGUUGGACACGGUCACCUACACGUUCAUGAAUUUCAAGUCGACAAUCCUGAACUCGACCAUCGUUGGCCCGGAUGGCCGCACCGCCUACACCGUUUCGACGGAGGCAAACGCCCCCGCAUACACCAUCUUCAAGGACACAGAGAAAAGAAACAUCGGAAUGGUCCAGUGGCAACCCUACGCGUCCGUGGAGAUUCGCGGUGGUUCCACGCGUCAACGCGUCCGCGACUGGCUCAGGCUGUCGUCAGACCAGAGUCGGCGGAUCAUGGAGGCGAACCGUGUGCAGUACGCGUGGGCACCGAUGGACGGAUUCGUCUGCCUGUACAAAAUGCACAGCAGCGCCCCUCGCAUCCUCGGGCGCGUCUCGAGAAGCCCGACCGCGGUCUCCCUCGAGCUCACCGCGGAGGCGGUGCAGCUGGGCCUCACCGAGCCCGCGCUCGUCGCGACCGCCAUGCUCUCCUCCGGCCACAACAUCGACCGAGCGCAUCGCUCCGCGGCCCCAAUACUCCUCCUCCUCCUUUCAUAG